UUACUAAUUAACCGAUUUGAACAUAUUAUUUGCAGUUUGUUACUUUAUUCCUUGGUACUAUCUCAAGGGUAACAAAAAUUGAUUACCAGCAGAUUACAGAUCAGAUAAAGCAAUGAUUUAGAAAAGUAAAUGUUGACAAAACGACGCAAUUUCCAAGGGAUUGAGUACAUCUCUGAUGACUGGAAUAAUAGCGAAAUAAUUACACUGUAAACUGGAAAAAAAAAUUUGGCAUAAAAUCUACAAUACUAUGAACGUUACCAAAACAACUCAAGCGCCAAUUUUUCUGGAACUAAAUGUAUUUGUUUCCCAAUCGACUUAGAUUCAUUUUAAAGACAAUUGAUUUUAGGCGUCUCCUUAAAUAAAAAUAGCGUUAGGUCUGGACACCUUGCUAGCCAUUGAAUACGACCUCGUCUGGCAAAAUAUCGAUACGAUACUGUACGAUUACCGCACGCAUAUCUUCUACUUGGCGUUCAAAAUUAAAUUAACUUCUCAAAAUAUACACUGAGGAUUUUUAAGAAGACUGAAAAAGCAGGUGAAUAAUUUUUCAAAAAAUUCCCGAGACACUUCAACGUUUUAAUGAAUUUACCCACGUUUUACAAGCAAUAACGAAUAUAAAAGGCCUCAGGGUUACUGAAGCAACCUUCAACACGUUUUUCAAAUGAAAUCCUUGUGAAGCGUCUGACCCAAAAUAACACUUUGAGGAUGGUUUCAGCUACUCCUGAAGGGCAAUAUUUUUCAUCUUGCUUGAAAAAUGUAACUAAAAUGUAAAAAAUAUCCACCUCUCCGCUAGCGAUUUUUUCCAGUUAAUGUCUCCACUCUAUACAUAUAUCUAUUUCGCACAAUCAGUUAAAUACGAACAUAUUAUUUGUUAUCAGCUAUUUUCAUAUUCCUAAAGUGUGUUUAUUAUAUAUUAUAUCACAGUUUAAAUUGUGAAUCCACAAUUAGCAACAGUACAGUUUUAUAAGUUAGAACGUUAUGCUUUAGAAGCAAUUAAAACUAUCGAAAUGUCACAAGUUUGCUUUCUAAUUCUAAGUGUUUUCAUGUGAGUCCUAUAUUACGCAUGUUAUUAGUUAAAAAGAGAUGUAAAAAUAGUUUUGAAUGAAAAAAGUCGAUGGUAGCAACUUUUUGAUUCUACUUCGUACAUCUAAAACGUGUUCGUUUAUUAAUCGGUUUGAAUUACUUUGAAAAAUCGCGUUUCCUUUUCAUGUUAGUUGGAAUGGAAGUUAAACAACGAGGUUUUAAUUAUUAGUUACUUGUUUACUAAAGGUAUAAAACUGAUUGAAAUGAAAAAGAAGUCGACCCUACAAUUAUGUUAAGAUUCUUGACUUCAUUUUUUGGAAAUUUAUUUCAAAUAAUGCUUCACUUAUUGACGUGGAAAAAGAAUAUAAUUCAGAAUCUACUCAGCAUUUAUGUUAAGACAAUCGGUGGAAGUACUCUAUGUAUUGAUGUGGACCCAAAAUGUAAAGUAUCCUACAUCAAGAAACUGGUUGCACCCCAAUUGGGACUAGAACCUAACGAAAUGAAAGUUAUAUUUGCCGGAAAGGAGUUAGGUGAUGACAUUGUUAUAGAGGAAUGCGAUUUAGGACAACAAAGCAUUUUACAUGUCGUAAAAAUCAAACGCUGUUCGGACCAAAAAAAUAACAUUUCCUCUAGAGGGGAAAAAUGUUUCACUACCAGUACCCCAAAUUUGAAAAAUGGUGGUUUGUUGCCAUUGUGUGAGAUAUUAGAUGAUUCAAUGUUUUCCACUGGUUCCGAAAGUAGAACGAAUUCAAUUUCGGUUGACGCUUCUGAUAUGGACAACUCAAGCGCUGAUAUAAAGGAGACGGAAAUAAGUGAAGAUCACAGGCAAAGGCCAAAAAAGGUACAUUUUUUCGUAUACUGCCCGACUUGCAAAGAUAUGAAAAAUGGAAAGCUGAGAGUCAGAUGUCACUUUUGCAAAAGUGGGGCCUUUACAGUACACUCAGAUCCACAAUCCUGGACCCAUGUAUUAGAGCCGAAACAGAUUACCGGAACAUGUGAAAAUGUUCCAGAACAUUGCGAGCUCCUAUUACAAAACAAAGAACCUACUUUCGCUGAGUUUUAUUUUAAAUGCUCAGAGCAUGUAUCUUUAGGCGAAAAUGACCAAGCAGUUCCAUUAGAUCUAAUUCGUCCUAAUCUGAAACAAGUACCAUGUUUGGCUUGUCUAGAAGCGCCAGAAAUAAUGUUUACAUUUCCCUGCCAAAAUGAUCAUAUUGCCUGCUUAUACUGCUUCAAACAGUACUGCAUGUCUAAACUGACCGAACGGCAAUUCUGGCAACAUCCCGAAUAUGGAUACACUUUGAUUUGCCCAAAUGGUUGUGCAGAUUCAUUUAUUAAAGAAAUUCAUCAUUUUAGAUUACUAGACGAUGUAAAUUACGAGAGAUAUCACCGAUUUGCCACAGAAGAAUUUGUGCUGCAGGCUGGUGGCAUUUUAUGUCCUCAGCCGGGUUGUGGAAUGGGAAUAUUAGCUGACCCUGAUUGUAUAAGAAUAACUUGCCAAAGUUGCAAAUACGUUUUUUGUCGUAACUGUCGCCAAGGGUUCCACAUUGGUGAAUGUGACACAGUAGAAACUCCCGAAAAUGGACUCUUAAAUGGUAACUGUAAUAAUGAACUAAGCUGUGACAAUGAAAGUAAAGGAGAUGAUGCAUCGAGAACCACCAUUAAGGUAAUUACGAAACCAUGUCCAAGUUGCAAAACACCAACCGAACGAGAUGGUGGAUGCAUGCACAUGAUAUGCACUAGAUCAGGCUGUAAAUUUCACUGGUGCUGGGUUUGUCAGAUGGAAUGGACUAGGGAAUGCAUGGCCGAUCAUUGGUUUUGAUAAUCCAUUAUUUUUCAGUAGUAUCGUCAUAGUACUUUCAGUUUUUUUAAACCAUUGUUUUUUAAUUUAUUUUCCAUUUUACAAUUGUUUAUGUUUCAGAAAGUUGGGUUGUUAAUUAAAGGCGCUUUAUAAAUGUCUUCAAAUGUAUUAUUACGAUUAUUUAGGAACAUAAAAAUGGUGGAAGGUGGAAGUCAAUUGAUUGAGCGAUUAUAUUUUUGAAGUAUGUAUUAUAUUACAUAAUAAUCAACAUAAAUGCAAUAUUUUUUGUAAAAAGGGGUUUUAAAAAUACAAAAAUACAAUUAGAUCUUAAUUUGAAUCUUUGUUCCUAGAAAUUUUAUAUUAAAUAUACACUGUAUAGAAUGUUAUUAAAGCAAACAGCCAAACUUCAGUACCUUGUAACAAGUUUAUGCGAGCAUUUCUCCGAAAUGCAAUUGUUUAGUCAAAAAUAAUUUUCAUCUGCGCAGAAAAAUUCAAUAGGUAAAUAAAUGACUUUCGUUUAAUUGUUGGUA
Messenger RNA from Dendroctonus ponderosae (mountain pine beetle), 3348 nucleotides. It is a transcript of the gene park, whose product is annotated as E3 ubiquitin-protein ligase parkin. Gene Ontology annotation, cellular component: endoplasmic reticulum; cytosol; ubiquitin ligase complex. Gene Ontology annotation, molecular function: ubiquitin protein ligase activity; ubiquitin conjugating enzyme binding; zinc ion binding. The record is from RefSeq and is a predicted model, not a curated record. The transcript is spliced from 9 exons. Bases 1310 to 2839 code for a protein of 509 amino acids. NCBI's taxonomy places the organism in Eukaryota, Metazoa, Arthropoda, Insecta, Coleoptera, Curculionidae. Gene Ontology annotation, biological process: regulation of mitochondrion organization; positive regulation of proteasomal ubiquitin-dependent protein catabolic process; protein polyubiquitination.